AUGCAUCUAUUAUCCCAGAAGUCGACUAUCAUGUUCCGAUUCUCGCUCGUUUUUCAGCUUCUCACCCAAGCCGCCGGCCAGCCGUUAAAACCCGACGGUUGUAUGGAGGUGAACGCGGACGCGCUACGAUUUCUCGCCGCUGGCAAUCCGCUUUUCGGUGGCCAGUUCCCGUUCGCGGCUGCUGCCGGCGUUCCAGGUGUCGGCCCAGCGGACGCUUUCCGUGCCAUGGCUGCCCAAGCCGGUCUACCGUUUCCGGUCAUGUAUCCAGGAAUGCAACCGGACGUCAAGCCGGAAAUGAUGUCUGUUGGAGGAGGUCCAAUCCCUAGUUUUGUAUUCGAUGUGAUGAAUCCCUACCAUCCGUAUGCGGCUGGUCUUGAUGGAGCUCGAAGGAAGAACGCUACGCGGGAAACUACAGCUCCACUGAAAGCUUGGCUGACUGACCAUCGAAAGAACCCCUAUCCGACAAAGGGCGAAAAGGUCAUGCUAGCCGUCAUGACGAAGAUGACGCUUACACAGGUGUCCACUUGGUUCGCAAAUGCUCGACGACGACUGAAGAAGGAGAACAAGAUGACGUGGUCACCACAAAAUCGUCGUGGUGAUGACCCCGACGACGAUGAUCUGGCCGAUAUCGAUGCCAUCAGCGGUAUCGACGGCAUCGACCGACCGUCCAGCUCCAUGUCUGACAUGUCCGAGAAAAAAGACGGUAGAAGUGCCUGCCACCCCAGUGACGAACAACAACCUAAAGACGCCUCUGAUGUAAGUACCCCGAAGAAAGCACCAGGAAAAAUCUGGUCGAUUGCCGACACACUCGGCGAGCUUUCCGACUCGACGACGAAAGCUGAAAGUGAAGCCGGCAGCUCAAAAAAGGACACUCCUAGUACUGAUGAGGAUCCCGCAGCAGUAUCACAAUUCCAACGAAUGUUCGCUUUGUCGAACUUCCAAUUCCCACCACAGAUGUUGGCCGCAAUGGCGCGACCGGGCGCUAUGCCACCGAUGCCAUUCCUGAAUCCGUUGGCGUUGAUGGGUUUCGCCGCGCAGCAACAUCAGCAACAACAGCAACAACAUCCGUCAAUGAGUGGUUCGUUCUCAUCGGAUGCCCAAUCAUUGAGUCCGUCGUCCAGUCAUUCGCCGACCGAUUCAACAACGGGUCCUGCAAGAAGCCCUGCACAGGUGCCUCCAGCAACUCCACCAGCACCGGCAGUCAGUACUUCAGCCUUGUCCUCACCGACAGCUUCCCUCACCAGCACAUCUAGCACUGUACCGGUGGCGUCAGUGGUUAGUCCUACGCAAUCGUCCGCACACGGGUCUAAUGAUGGCCGAUGA
Cooperia oncophora is the source of this 1323-nucleotide messenger RNA. NCBI's taxonomy places the organism in Eukaryota, Metazoa, Nematoda, Chromadorea, Rhabditida, Trichostrongylidae. The record is from the annotation of a GenBank genome assembly.